AUGACCACCAUUACUACUACUACUGACUCCGGUCUCCGGUUCUCGCCUUCUCCUCCGUCUCUCGACGUUGCUGUGGUCCCCGAGAAGCCCCGGCAGAAACCCAGAAAGAAGCGUACAAAGCUGAUCAGAAUUGAUGACACGUCGACGGGUUCGAGCACUGGUGUGGGGAAGCCGAAGUACAGCAAGAAGCCGGACCCGGGUGCGCCGAAGAUCACUCGGCCGUGUAGCGAGUGCGGGAAGAAGUUCUGGUCGUGGAAGGCGUUGUUCGGACACAUGCGUUGCCACCCGGAACGGCAAUGGCGGGGUAUUAACCCCCCGCCAAAUCUCCGGCGACCCGGCUCGCCUUCGGGGCAGCCGGUGGCGGUUAUGGCACCCGCGGUGAGUGAAGAGGAUCAUGAGAUUGCUGCGUGUUUGUUAAUGCUGGCCAGUGGGGUUGAUAGGGCUAGUGAGAGAAGUAUAAUUGAAGCGGAGUUUGAUGGGUUUUUUAGGGAAUCUGUGGCGGCGGUGGAGAUGGUGGGCCCGCCGGGGAUGGGGUGCCGGUUCGAGUGUUCGAGUUGCAAGAAAGUGUUUGGGUCGCACCAGGCAUUAGGAGGCCACAGGGCUAGUCAUAAGAAUGUGAAGGGUUGUUUUGCAAUAACGAGGAGUAGUGCUAGUGAUGGUGAUGAGUUUGAUAAUAUUCAAGACCAGAGUGUUGUUGGGCAUGGUGAUAAUGAAAGGGACAUUGGGGCUGCUUUGGAGGAGGAGAAGAUGUUAAUGGUUUUGGGUGGGCACAAGUGUAGCAUUUGUUUGAGGGUUUUUUCAAGUGGUCAAGCUUUGGGUGGACAUAAGAGGUGUCAUUGGGAGAAAGGUGAAGAAGGGGUUACUACUUGUGGUUUGGACUUGAAUAUGCCUGCACCGAUGGAAGAUGGGUCUUCAUCUUCUUAUACUGCUACUUCAGGAUUGACUUUGGAUUUAAGGUUGGGACUAUGAAAG
Messenger RNA from Quercus lobata, 972 nucleotides. Its product is annotated as zinc finger protein ZAT3-like. The transcript has a single exon. The record is from RefSeq and is a predicted model, not a curated record. Bases 1 to 969 code for a protein of 322 amino acids. NCBI's taxonomy places the organism in Eukaryota, Viridiplantae, Streptophyta, Magnoliopsida, Fagales, Fagaceae.